AUGGAAAAAGAUAACAACGGUAACAGCACUACUGCUAGCAAUGAUGUUUUAAUCAAAUCUACCAGAAGCAUUCAAUACAAUAAUCAAAAAUUGCAAUAUGUUCAGGACGCAACAUCUUUGUUUUCAGGUUGUUGUUGUGGUAUUUUACAGCUGGAAUCAUUAAAUGGGUUUACCUUUUUCAUUAUACAAUAUGUGUCUGUGGCAAUACUAUUCGUUAUUAUUUUAUGUAAAGGUGGCAAGAUUACUAAUUACUUUCUAAAUCCUAUCCAAGAUUUAAUUAUAGAAAAUUUGUUUAGAGAAUUAGCUGGAUUUUUAAUGACAUGGACCUUUGUUUAUGCCUUGGUGGUGUAA
This is a messenger RNA of Saccharomycodes ludwigii, 351 nucleotides long. RefSeq names its product Emc6p (gene EMC6). The record is from RefSeq and is a predicted model, not a curated record. The transcript has a single exon. The coding region runs from base 1 to 351 and encodes 116 amino acids. Gene Ontology annotation, cellular component: endoplasmic reticulum; membrane; EMC complex. Gene Ontology annotation, biological process: protein folding in endoplasmic reticulum; autophagosome assembly. Lineage: Eukaryota; Fungi; Ascomycota; Saccharomycetes; Saccharomycodales; Saccharomycodaceae.